GGAAAGGCCUGAAAUUCGUUGGUGUACAGACGACGAGACAUGUGAUGGGACCUAAGCAAGAAGGACUGCAGAGCGCCCAAACAACCGACGGACAUGGCCAGCAAGCUAUAAAGGAGAUUGGAGGGUUGUUUGGAGGACACAAGGCGGUGCGGUUUGUAGAGGAAGCUGGGGGAGCGGUAAUGCCGCCUUCUAGCUUUCUCGGAGUAGACGGCGCGAAUGAUUCGAAGAUUGCCAAGCCAUCAGCAGGACGACAAGAAGAGCGUCGUCGAAAAUCGUCCCGGCAGUUCGGUGGGAAGGUUACCGGUAGGAGCAAGAAAACUGUGGAUGGGAGUGAGGGGUUAGUGAUGUCAGGGCCGGAGAUGGAGGGAUCUAUGGAAGGGUUCGGGGAUAAAACUAGAUUGUUAAGGGGAGCAGAAGAAGAGCCCUUGCCUUCGGCAGAGGGAACGCACUCCACAGAUGAGCCUCCACCAUAUGAGGAUGGGAGGGGUUCUGUGGGGGUAUGUAACAGAGGUGUUAAAGGCAUGAAAAGCUGUUACUGCUGCUACGCAAAUAAGGGAGGAUAUAUUGCCCUAGAGAGUUGAAGGAUAUUGGGAACCUACGAAGAGAAGGCCC
Amorphotheca resinae ATCC 22711 is the source of this 612-nucleotide messenger RNA. RefSeq lists its product as hypothetical. Lineage: Eukaryota; Fungi; Ascomycota; Leotiomycetes; Helotiales; Amorphothecaceae. The transcript has a single exon. The record is from RefSeq and is a predicted model, not a curated record. Bases 45 to 581 code for a protein of 178 amino acids.